AUGGAGGAAGAGGCAAAGCUACCGUUGAUGGCCAGAGAAUCAUCCCGACCGUUGCGAGUGGUUGGGAUUCUUAAAGAAGCCCUUUGUCUUCCCACAAGAAAUGGGAAGCUCAUGCUCUCCAUCAUACUCCUCGUGCUUGUUCCAUUCUGUAUUCUGGCUCUGGCUAGCAAUCUAGUCCUCACCCCAGUGGCCAGAGACCUGAUUUUUAAGAUAGCCCACUUUCCUAAGGGUGAUCCAAAUAGCCCAAAAGUUAAGGAGAUCUCAGAUGAAAUUAAAGAAGACAUCCGACUCCUCCUAUCAUUCGAAGCGAUCUUCUUCGUUAUGAUGUGCAUCAUGGCAUUGUUUUCAUUAGUGGUUACUGUCCACUCAACGGCUAUGAUUUACACUGGGAAAUCCUUCACACUCAAUGACUUGUUUUCAAUGAUGAGGAUAGGAGGAUCUUGGAAGCGACCAAUGAUCACUUCCUUCUAUGUGUCUCUCAUCUCAGCCGCUUAUGGCCUUUUGAUCAUGGGCUUAAGUAUUUUUAUCGUGAUGGCUACCGACGGUGUGAUUCUAACAGUGUUGUGUUCUCUGCUGGGGCUUUCGGGCUCACUCUUUUAUGUGUACUUAACUGCAGUUUGGAUGCUGGGUCUUGUGAUUUCCAUAGUAGAAGAAGAUUGUUAUGGAAUGAAGGCACUUGGGAAAGCUGGAGAACUCAUCAGAGGAAGAAAGCUUCAAGGGUUUGCUCUUAUGUUGCUUCUUUACAUCACCACCAUGGCGAUUCUUGUGGUCUAUUUUUGUGCCAUGAGGGUUAUGAAGCAGAUGACUGCGGCCCGAUUGGUGACAUGGGCCAUCGUGUUCUGUUUAAUUUGGGUGGUGAAACUCUUCAUGUACGUCGUAAAUACAGUAUUUUACUAUGAAUGUAAGAAAACCAAUGGAGGAGAAAACGUUUAUGUGCCGGUUCCGACUGGUGAAGUUUAG
Magnolia sinica is the source of this 960-nucleotide messenger RNA. RefSeq lists its product as uncharacterized. Lineage: Eukaryota; Viridiplantae; Streptophyta; Magnoliopsida; Magnoliales; Magnoliaceae. The record is from RefSeq and is a predicted model, not a curated record. The transcript has a single exon. The coding region runs from base 1 to 960 and encodes 319 amino acids.